Neohortaea acidophila is the source of this 957-nucleotide messenger RNA. RefSeq names its product mitochondrial carrier domain-containing protein. The record is from RefSeq and is a predicted model, not a curated record. Gene Ontology annotation, molecular function: guanine nucleotide transmembrane transporter activity. Gene Ontology annotation, cellular component: mitochondrion. Bases 1 to 957 code for a protein of 318 amino acids. NCBI's taxonomy places the organism in Eukaryota, Fungi, Ascomycota, Dothideomycetes, Mycosphaerellales, Teratosphaeriaceae. The transcript is spliced from 3 exons.
AUGUCUGCUUCAGAUGAUGCUGCCAAGAAGGCGGCCAAGUUGGCUGCCGUAGCUGCUGGGACUUCCGCCAAAGGCAUCGAGAAGGAGUCAACCGCAGCGCGACUGCUUGGAGCCGGAUCCGCCGGCAUCGCCGAGCUCCUCGUCUUCCAUCCCGUCGACACCAUCGCCAAACGCCUCAUGUCCAACCAAGGCAAGGUCGCCUCCGCCGCACAACUCAACAGCGUCAUCUUCAAAUCCCACGCCUCCGACCCCGUCGUCCGCCGCUUCUUCACCCUCUUCCCCGGCCUCGGCUACGCAGCGGCAUACAAGAUUCUGCAGCGUGUAUACAAGUACGGCGGGCAGCCGUUUGCGCGCGACUACCUCGCCAACAACCAUGGUGCCUUCUUCGAACAGACGUUUGGCAAGGGCAAUGGCAAGGCCAUGAUGCAUGCGACCGCUGGUAGUCUGAUUGGUGUGGGUGAAAUCGUGCUCCUGCCACUCGAUGUGCUCAAGAUCAAGCGACAAACGAAUCCCGAGGCGUUCCGAGGUCGAGGCGUGAUGCGUAUCGUAGCAGACGAGGGCUUUGCGCUUUAUCGUGGCUGGGCAUGGACUGCGGCGCGCAAUGCCCCCGGUUCCUUCGCGCUCUUCGGCGGCUCGGCUGCGGCCAAGCAGUACCUUUUCAAACUCGAGGAUUACAACUCAGCCUCAUGGUUUCAAAACUUCGUUGCCUCCAUCGCCGGCUCCUCCGCCUCCCUCAUCGUCUCCGCGCCCUUGGACGUCGUCAAGACGCGGAUACAGAAUCAGAACUUCGAAAUCAAGCAAUCUGGUAUCAAGAUUAUCGGCAACAUGGCGCGACAGGAAGGUUUCACUUCUUUCUUCAAGGGCCUGGUGCCCAAGUUGUUGAUGACGGGCCCAAAGCUGACCUUUUCGUUCUGGCUUGCGCAAACACUGAUACCCACAUUCAAUCGCAUGAUGUAA